CCUGACGUGUCUGUAACUUGACAGUGGUCCUCUGGAGCAGCAGCAGCGGGACUGACAGGAUGAGAGGAGUCAGUGCUGGAUCUAUCUGAUCCGUUCCCCCGGUGUAGCUUACCCUCGGUGUUGCACAGUCUACCGCCCGGCCUGGCACGGCCUGGCACGGCACGGCCCGUCCCGUUGCUGUUCGACGCUCCGCCCGCCGCCGGAUCCCAUCGAGCCUGUUUGUGUCCGUGCUGGAGGAUGCGACGGGCCCGCGGUGCUCUGCGCACUGUGCAAAACAGCGAUCAGCUGGAGCAUCGACAACCAGAAUCGAUCGGACUAAUCGGAUCAUACAUACGCUAGGAUCAUUAAUAAUAUUAUUAUUAUAUUAUUAUAUAAGUCAAAGGGAAUAAGAGGCGUCGUGCGGGCAGCGUCGGUGUCAGACAACCCUCCAUCCUCUCUCUGCCAGCCCUGUGUCUCGGUCAGAUGGCUGUGUCCCCGGUGCUUACUCUGUCCCUGCUUCUCCUGUCCCUCCAUACUCCCAGCACAGCGUCUCCGUCCUGCCCUGUGAGCUGUCGCUGCUACAGCCUCACUGUGGAGUGUGGUUCCACCGGCCUUAGGGACGUCCCUAAACACGUCCCUCUGUCCACACAGGUACGUCCAUUACACGUUUCGAUUCACACAGGUACGUCCAUUACACGUCCACACUUGUACAUCCAUCACACGUCCCUCUGUUCACACAGGUACGUCCAUUACACGUUUCUAUUCACACAGGUACGUCCAUUACUCGUCCCUCCGUCCACACAGGUACGCCCAUUACACGUCCCUCCGUCCACACAGGUACGCCCAUUACACGUCCCUCCGUCCACACAGGUACGACCAUUACACGUCCCUCCGUCCACACAGACCGUCUUCCUCCAGGACAAUGUGAUCGGUCAGAUCCGUCGACAUGACUUCACUCUGCUGAGGCACCUACACUACCUGUACCUGCAGAACAACAGCAUCUCAGCAGUGGAGCCGGGCUCCUUCCAGAACCAGGGCCAGCUGUUGGAGCUGGCUCUGAAUGGGAACCGGGUCCACCUGGUGACGGCUGACAUGUUCCAGGGACUCGAACAUCUCCGCAUUCUUUACUUGGCAGGAAAUGACAUCACACGUCUGCUGGACUACACUUUCCGUGGCUUACAGCGCCUGCAGGAGCUCCAUUUGCAGCACAACAGCAUAGAGAUGUUAGCAGACCAGGCUCUUGUUGGUUUGACUUCUCUGGCUCUGCUGGACCUGAGCAGGAAUAAUCUUCACACCAUUGGACCUGCGUCCCUGCGCCCUCUGGUCAGCCUGCAGGUGCUGCGCAUCACAGACAACCCGUGGCGCUGUGACUGUGCUCUGCACUGGCUGCGGAGCUGGAUCGAUGAGGAGGGCCAGCGGCUGCUCAGCUCUGCAGAGCGUCGCCUGGUCUGCACCGAGCCACCGCGCCUCUCCCACCUCAGCCUGGUGGAGGUCCCGCUCAACAGCCUGGUGUGUAUCCCUCCACUGGUGCAGCUGGAGCCCAGGAGGCUCGCUGUGCGCCUGGGAGAGAGCCUCAGGGUGUCGUGCCAUGCCUCGGGCUACCCUCGACCACAGGUGACGUGGAGAAAAGCGUCCCAGGGGAAGGUGGUGCUCUCUCCCAGAGGCCUGGUGCAGGAGCUGGGUGCUGGAGGAGGAGCAGUGGGGGGGGCAGCGGAGCCCUCAGAGGAAGGCCGGGUCAGUCUGCAGAAGGUUGCCGGCGAGCGCUUCGACCCCGACACCGGCAGCGGCAUGCUGUUUCUCAGCAACGUGACUGUCGCUCACGCAGGUUUCUACGAGUGUGAAGCCUGGAACGCGGGCGGUGUGGCCAGAGUGACCUUUCAGCUCGCCAUCAACUCCUCCACCUCCUCUUCCUCCUCCUCCUCCAUCUGGGCCUCGUGGUCCCAGGUGUCGUCUCCAUACUCGCCAGCCUGGCCCCGGCUGAGGAGCCACGGCCCCGCUGUGGGCUCCGAUGUGAGCCGCGAGCCGCUCUACGCUCUGGGCAGCAUGGCCUUCAGCGCUCUGGGAGCGGCCACGCAGACGGCCAUCGCUGUGGGCAUCUCGCUGCUCGCCCUGACCGCCCUGCUGCUGCUCGCCAUGAUCUACAGCCGCCAGCAGCAGCCAGACAAGGACGCUGACGGAGCCGAGAAGGUGAUGAAGGUGAACUGUAACCUGCAGGAGGAGAGCAUCCUGUACGUGAAUGACUACUCGGACGGCCCCACCACCUUCGCCCAGCUGGAGGAGUACCGGGACGAGCGCGGCCAUGAGAUGUACGUCCUCAACAGGGCCAAGCCCGUGCUGCCACCUGCCCCCCCCACAGCUGUCUCCACCACUAACUUGGGCUGCUCGGCUCCAUCUGACACCUCCAGCCACACCCUGUCCUCGGGGCUAGGCCAGACCACCAGCCCCACUCUGGCCCCCAAUAAAAAGCUGCAGCAGGAGGGCGACAUACGGACCAUGAGGAGAAUGGCGGGGGAGGGAGGGGAAGCGGAGCCCGUGAUUACUUCCGAGGCAGAAGGGAUGUUUCUUAAUCACACAGGUCUGUUCAUGGACUCUCAGAUCGCCUACGAGAUCCACUGCUGAAGCGGAGAGAAUCCACUGCAACGCAGAGGCUUUGUGUGUAAAUCUUUUUUAAUACUCCUCCACAGUGACAGACUCGUAUUGGAGAAGGGUUACAUAAAUGCCCUACAGUCAAAGACCCGUUCAACUGGGCUCAGGUAGAAGCUGAGCCGCACACAACAGAAUCGUCCUGUACAUGAACUUCUGGCUCAGCAUUUAUCACACCAGAAAGCUUUCAGCAUCAUUGCAACACAUGUCCCCUCGAGAACUCUGAAAAGUUUGCAGGGUGAGUCUAACAAAAGGGGGACAUCAUGGAAUCUUCCAUUUCAUGAGCAUGUAGGAACCGAAGUGUGUUUUACAACUGUAGUUGUUAAUGUCUGGACAGGCUGUUGAGCAUCUGAAGGCAGUACAGUGGAGGUGGGACAGCAACUGCUGAAUUUUGUAAUUAUUUAUUCAAAUGUUUGGGGAAUGGGUUAAAUCACCACCAUGAUGGAACUUUUUUUUUUUUUUUAUCUAAGUGUUAAUCUCAAAAUCAUGAAACUGUUAACACAUCGGGACUGUUGCAGUGGCAGAAAGGAUUCAGCACAGUCAACAGCACAGAAUAUAGUCCAACACCUGAAAAAGACAAGAAACUGUAGAAAGAAAUAGAAUGUAAAUAUUAAAAGUGAGGCCAACAUAAAUUGUUGGCAUGACUACAUAUUGCAGUGGCUCUGUGAGCUCAACAUUUUGCAAAUUAAAGCUGGAGUGCAGAACGUCUGUGUCCUUCCUCUGGCAGUGAGAGUACCUGCCUGUUAGGGUAUUGGGUAGUACAGGUAAACUGUACCAGUACCGUGUAACCAAUCAGAGAGCCCGAAUCAGCAGGUGAAGAACGAUGGAGUACCUGCUUUGAUCCGCGGGAUCAGACUUUGCUCCUCAUGUGUAGGCAGCCAAGCGCUCCGCAAAUAACCAUGACAAUGCUUCUGUGCACCACUUCCCAUACAACUGGUUUCUUUACAGCCUAGUAAAGACUAAAGGUAAUGUUACCUGAUACAUCCAGUCAGUACAGAUACACUGCGUUGG
Etheostoma cragini (Arkansas darter) is the source of this 3633-nucleotide messenger RNA. RefSeq names its product leucine-rich repeat-containing protein 24-like. Gene Ontology annotation, molecular function: protein binding. The transcript has 9 exons. The record is from RefSeq and is a predicted model, not a curated record. The coding region runs from base 463 to 2598 and encodes 711 amino acids. NCBI's taxonomy places the organism in Eukaryota, Metazoa, Chordata, Actinopteri, Perciformes, Percidae.